Molecule: messenger RNA, 1511 nt
Organism: Protobothrops mucrosquamatus (brown spotted pit viper)
Lineage: Eukaryota; Metazoa; Chordata; Lepidosauria; Squamata; Viperidae
Gene: EXOG
Product: exo/endonuclease G
Exons: 7
Coding region: 29-1153 (374 amino acids)
Biological process (GO): apoptotic DNA fragmentation
Cellular component (GO): mitochondrial inner membrane; nucleus
Molecular function (GO): metal ion binding; RNA endonuclease activity; nucleic acid binding
Source: RefSeq, a predicted model, not a curated record
CCGUCUGGCGGUCCUCCCGACGGGCUCGAUGGCAGAGGCGAUAGGCGUGCGCCUCGUUCGGAGCCGCUUCUUCGGCGGUUUCGUGUGCGGAGCGGCUCUCGGUGCCACCGUCUCGGGGCUGCUCGCCAACAAACUCCUUAGAAACCCCGACCGGCCACCCAGCGCCGCCGCCAGCCAAAAAAAGAGACCUAAGGAAGUUGAAAUUGAGGAACCUGGACCAAAACCUGUAUUGGAAAGAUACGGAUUUCCUGCAGCUGGAACUCAAAUCAGAUGUUAUACCAAUCAUGCUCUCUCUUAUGAUCAGGCGAAACGAGUACCUAGAUGGGUGAUUGAACAUAUUUCCAAAUAUAAAACUUCAGGCAGUGCAGACAGAAAACACUGCAAAUUUAAAGCAGAUCCAAACAUCCCUUCAGUGUUCAGUGCUGUGAAUGAAGAUUACAUCGGCAGUGGCUGGUCACGAGGUCAUAUGGCACCAGCAGGGGACAACAAAUAUUCACUGGAAGCCAUGGCAGAAACAUUUUAUCUAUCCAACAUAGUGCCUCAGAACUAUGAGAAUAAUGCUGGUUUCUGGAAUAGAGUGGAGAUGUAUUGUCGGGACCUGACUGAAAGAUUUGAAGAUGUCUGGAUUGUUUCAGGACCCUUGAUGUUACCUCAGUUGGAUGAAGACGGGAAGAAGAAAGUUAUCUACCAGGUAAUUGGGAAAGACGAGGUGGCUGUACCGUCUCAUCUCUACAAAGUCAUUCUCGCCAGGCAGAGUGAAGUUCUUCAAGAUCCUUUGCUACUUGGAGCCUUUGUGAUACCCAACCGUCCUAUUGGAUUUGACCAUCAGCUCCGGGAAUUCCAAGUUGGCAUUGAAGAUCUGGAGAAGAUGUCUGGCCUUAUUUUCUUUCCAGAAGUGAAUAAAUCUGAAGAUGUUAGAAAUAUUUGCGAGGUUGAUACUUGUAAGCUAAUGACCUUGGAAGAGUUUACUUUGUAUAUCACAACUCGGAAACUACAGAAUGCAAGGACUCCAGAAAGGCUAGCGAAAAUCAUGUCUGAGUUACGUGAAAAAGGAAUUGAACCGGAUGAGUAUCUCUUAAAGGUUUAUAACAAGAAGAAAGAAGAAUUAGCUGGAAAAAAAACAGCAGAAGUUAGAGAAAGAAAAGUUGGUUGAACUUAAAAAGUUUGGUGUUGUAUUUUCAGAGAUGUAGCUAUUAAGGAAGCUUUCAUAACCAUUCUCUUUGGCUCUGCUCCUGUGAUAAAAAUAUAGAAUUUGCUGUAUAAAAUUGAAACAUUUCUCUGUGCUGGAGGUUGGUAAUGGUACUUUCCUAAGUUAGCUAUCAAAUAUUCAAAUUUAUGGGAAUUCUUUCAUGAAACGCUAGAAAAAAAACCUACUGGGAAUAUAAGCAGGUUUUUUUUUCAUUGCUAUCUGUUCAAUGCUUUUCUAAUAUAUUUGCUUUAGAACUGUUUUAUUCUUUCCUGUUAAGAUUAUAUCACUGAUUUUAAUUCGAUAUUUUUAAGAAUAAUAUCUA